Molecule: messenger RNA, 688 nt
Organism: Perca flavescens (yellow perch)
Lineage: Eukaryota; Metazoa; Chordata; Actinopteri; Perciformes; Percidae
Product: histone H2B 1/2
Exons: 1
Coding region: 17-391 (124 amino acids)
Cellular component (GO): nucleosome
Molecular function (GO): DNA binding; structural constituent of chromatin; protein heterodimerization activity
Source: RefSeq, a predicted model, not a curated record
UACCAGAAUUGUAACCAUGCCUGAACCAGCAGUGAAAGCAGCGAAGAAGGGCUCCAAGAAGGCGGUGACAAAGACCGCCGGCAAGAAGGACAAGAAGAGGAGAAAGACCAGGAAGGAGAGCUACGCCAUCUACGUCUAUAAGGUGAUGAAGCAGGUCCACCCCGACACCGGCAUCUCCUCCAAGGCCAUGGGCAUCAUGAACUCCUUUGUGAGCGACAUCUUUGAGCGCAUCGCCGGUGAGGCCUCCCGUCUGGCUCACUACAACAAGCGCUCCACCAUCACUUCCCGGGAGAUCCAGACCGCCGUGAGGCUGCUGCUCCCCGGGGAGCUGGCCAAGCACGCCGUGUCUGAGGGCACCAAGGCCGUCACCAAGUACACCAGCUCCAAGUAAACCGUCCCGCUGCCUUAAUCCCAUCAAACCAACGGCUCUUUUAAGAGCCACACACUUCGUCUUUAAGAGCAAAGCUCCUUUAAGUAUGUUAACUGUUGAUUUUAACGGUAAAGGUGAAGCUCUAGUGAGCCGUAUAACUUGUAUUGUGACGCGAAAACUUAACAUGUUGUGACAAUAUACUAUUGUGGCUGAACUAUAAGUGAACCGUGCGGUUCCGGCAUUGGAAGCCUGUGUUUCUUAAUUUUGUAGUCAAACCUGAUUAACAGACAACCUAAUAAAACCUCAGUCAUGUAAACC